Molecule: messenger RNA, 4027 nt
Organism: Hydractinia symbiolongicarpus
Lineage: Eukaryota; Metazoa; Cnidaria; Hydrozoa; Anthoathecata; Hydractiniidae
Product: NPC intracellular cholesterol transporter 1-like
Exons: 9
Coding region: 79-3966 (1295 amino acids)
Cellular component (GO): membrane
Molecular function (GO): lipid carrier activity
Source: RefSeq, a predicted model, not a curated record
UGUCAUUACACAUUUUGUAAACAAAUGAUUUAAAACCUAUAAUGGCGGACAUUUUCGAUUUUAAAACAUAACAUAAUCAUGUUAUACAGCGUGUUGUUGGUUAUUGUGGUAUUGAUACAAUGUCAUUGUUCAAAUGUUACACGCAAGAAUGGUUAUUGCAUCAUGUACGGAAACGUUCCAGGUGCAAAAUUUAACGUACCAUCCAACACACCGGCGCAACCAAUGACUGGUGAAGCAUACAACAUACUGAAAAAUACAUGUCCCCACUUGGCUAUCAAUGGACCAACUUCAACCACCAGCUGCUGUGACUUAGAACAAGUUAAGGUUUUACAGACCCAAAUUCAACUUUCCUUUAUCGUGCUUGGACAAUGUCCAGCUUGUUACACAAACUUCAUUAAUAUGUGGUGUGAGUUCACGUGCUCUCCUAAUCAAUCAAAGUUCCUGGGUUACACUUACGAUAAUAAAACUGAUCGGUAUGCAGAUUAUUAUGUCAGUGAAAGCUUAGCAAACGAUUUGUUCAACUCUUGCAAAGACGUGAUAUACUCUGGACUGAAUCAACCAGCGUUAAAUGUUUUAUGUGGAACGUCCGUAGAAAGUUGUACACCAAUGAAGUUAUUCACAGCCGUAGGUUCAACAAAAUAUGCACCAUUUGCAAUAAGCUUUCAUAUCGGCCAGAACGUAACUAAUAUCACAAACAAUGAUUUAAAAAUGUUUAAAUGUAACGCCCUUGUCCCAAACCCUAUUACAGGAUUAACUUCACCCAAGUGUUCCUGUCAGGAUUGUCCGACGAGUUGUGUGGUGCCUGUACCACAAGAACAUGUGGAGAAAGACAAUACCAUACUUGGAUUGAAAAAGAUAUAUUUCAUUGUUGGAUUAUGCACCUUGUUAUGGAUAGUGUUAUUUAUAACUAUUAGCAUUGUCUGUUGGAUCCUUUUAAAAAAAAGAACUGUGGUAGAAGCUCAAAGUGAAAUUUCUUUAAAAGAAUACCAAAACGAUUCUGCAGCAGAACCAAAAGACAGCUUCAAUACAUCUAAUAAUGAUCAUUGUAGUAGAGGAACAUUUUCAGAACUUGGUUAUAAAUUGGACAAAUUCAUGCAAGAGGCGUUUAGAAGUACAGGCACUUGCUGUGCAAUGUAUCCUCGGAUAGUGAUACUUUGUAGUUUUGUGGUGAUCUUGGUGUUUUCAUUGGGGCUUAUUAAACUGAAAGUUGUUACAAAUCCAGUUGACUUGUGGACAUCUAAAAACAGUCAGGCUCGUUUGGAAAAGGAAUACUUUGAUGCAACCUUUGAACCAUUUUAUCGUACUGAACAAGUCAUUAUUACUGGUAAUAACAAAAAAGUGGAAGAAAUGUACCAAACAACUUCUGGAACCGAAAGAGAAGUUGUAACAUUUUCGGGAUUGAUUCAAAAAAAUGUUUUGAAACGGAUAUUGCAUCUCCAGCAAACGUUGAUGAAUCUGGAAGCAUCAUAUAAUGGGGAAAAAGUGAGCUUAAACGAUAUAUGUUUACAACCGUUAUCACCAGACAAUACUGAAUGUGCUGUCUACAGUGUCUUGCAGUAUUGGCAACUCAACGAAACUAAAUUAGAUCAAUGCUUUACGAGAGACGGCACGGACUGCGGUAACAAGACAUUGGACUCAAAGGAAGACUGGCACGACCAUUUCAUUGGUUGCACAAGAGCACCAACAGAAAUGAAAAAUGGAAAUUACCGUUACCAGCCUUGUAUGAGUUCCUUUGGUGCACCAGUAACACCAGAACUUGUUCUUGGUGGAUUAAGUAACGCAAAAUAUUCUCAAGCUCAAGCUAUUAUCAUGACGUUCGUGGUUAAGAGCAGCAACGAUGAAGAACAAAACAAGAAGGCUGAAGCUUGGGAGGGAGUGUUCUUGGAUUAUUUAAAAAGCUGGAAAGAGAAUGAAGCGUGGAAGCAGGAUUUAAAUAUUGAGUAUUCCAGCGAGAGGUCGAUUCUAGAUGAAAUAACUAGAGCCAGCGAGUCUGAUGUAGGAACUAUUGUUAUCAGCUACGUACUUAUGUUUUUGUACAUCGCGUUUGGUUUAGGCCAAUACAAAUCGGUAUCUCGGCUUAUGAUAGAUGCUCAGAUAACAGUGGGUGUGUGUGGUGUUAUUAUGGUGCUGUUAUCCGUAAUUUCAGCUAUUGGCGUAUUCUCGUAUGCAAACGUCGAAGUUACUCUAAUUAUAAUUGAAGUUAUCCCGUUCCUUGUACUAGCUGUUGGUGUUGAUAAUUUGUUUAUUUUCAUGGAAGUGCUGCAGAAUGACACAGCUUUACCUAACGAGAGUAUACCUGAACAUAUUGGAAGAGUUUUAGGUCUCGUUGGACCAGGGAUGUUGUUGUCGUCUUUUUCACAAGUGGUUGCGUUUGCAUUUGGAUCAAUAGCUGAUAUGCCUGCAGUUAGCACAUUCUCAAAGUUUGCAUCUUUGUCUGUUGCUUUCAAUUUCAUUUUGCAAGUCACAACACUCAUGGCGGUUGUUUCGUUGGAUUCACAAAGACGAGCAGGUAAUCGCCUUGACGUACUAUGUUGCAUUGUAAAACAAGAAGAUGAUGCCAGCACUGAACAAUGUCUUCUUGGUGGUGAAUAUUUAAAAAGGUUCAUCAAAGUAGUUUAUGCGCCGUGGCUCAUGCUGUAUCCAGUUCGUAUAUUUGUUGUCGUAUUAUUCUCUAUUUGGUUAGCUGCUAGCAUUUGCUGUAUCCCAAGUAUUGAGAUUGGACUUGAUCAAACUCUACCAUUACCAAAAGAUUCAUAUCUUGUUGGCUAUUUCGAUCAUUUAAGCAAAUACUUAAAGACAGGAGCGCCUGUUUAUUUUAUUGUCAAAGACGGUUACGAUUAUACGAACACAGAGAAACAAAACCUGUUAUGUGGAACAAAAGGUUGCAAAGAUAAUUCAUUGACUGGUCAGAUAUUUUUGAACUCCAAAAAUAGCGAAACAUCCAAAAUUGCAUUGCCAGCUUCUUCAUGGAUCGAUGAUUACUUUUCCUGGAUUUCACCAAAUGGUCAAUGUUGUCGGAUUCUAAACUACACAACUAAUGUCACCAAUAAUGCUCAAUUUGUCUCAACUAAUUUGACAUUUUGUCCCUCAACAUCUUCUAGUCAACAUGCUUGUUAUUCAUGCUUGCGUAAAGGCAAUGUCGACAUUCGUCCAACAAAAACUGAAUUUGAAACUUAUUUGCCAUGGUUUUUGAAAGACAAUCCAUCAGACAAUUGUGCCAAGGGGGGCAAGGCUUCUUAUGAGCAUGCAGUUGAAUUAACAAAUCAAAACGUUUAUAAUACGUCACGCGUGAAAGCGUCCUAUUUUCUAUCAUAUCACACAGUAUUAACUACGUCACAAGAUUUCAUAGAUGCACUAAAGCAGGCCAAGGAAAUUGCCUUAAACAUAUCAAAUACUAUCGAACACAAAGUAAUUGCGUAUAGUGUCUUUUACGUCUUUUAUGAGCAGUAUUUGCACAUUGUCGAAAACACCUGGAAGAAUCUUCUCACAACUCUGUCUGCCAUAUUUGUUGUCACACUUCUCCUUAUGGGGUUUAACAUUGUCAUUGCAAUUUGUGUAUGUUUGACUAUAGCUCUUAUAGUGGUAGAUCUAAUGGGGAUGAUGUAUUUCUGGAACAUUCCCUUAAAUGCAGUUUCACUGGUAAACUUAGUAAUGGCAACUGGCAUAUCAGUGGAGUUUUGCUCUCAUAUCGCUAGAGCAUACACCACAAACAACGGAAUGACAAGAGUACAGAAAGCACAAGCUGCUGUUGCUGAAGUGGGUAGUUCCGUUUUAACUGGUAUCACAUUCUCCAACAUCGUUGGCGUGUUCAUCCUGGCGUUUGCUAAAACAAAGCUAUUUGAGGUGUUUUAUUUCCGUAUGUACAUUGGUAUGACCAUAAUUGGUGCUCUUCAUGGCUUGGUAUUUCUGCCAGUUUUGCUUAGUUAUGUCGGAACUGGAACACGAAGUAACUUACAUGACAAAUGAUAGAAUGAAUUUAAACUAAUUUUAUUUUUCAUUGUUAGAUGUAAAAGGAAGGGUACACAUA